Onychostoma macrolepis is the source of this 1563-nucleotide messenger RNA. RefSeq lists its product as uncharacterized. The coding region runs from base 107 to 1156 and encodes 349 amino acids. NCBI's taxonomy places the organism in Eukaryota, Metazoa, Chordata, Actinopteri, Cypriniformes, Cyprinidae. The transcript is spliced from 5 exons. The record is from RefSeq and is a predicted model, not a curated record.
CUCCCAAGUUAUAUUUUCACUUUUCAUUCAAGACACAACGGUUUGUAAUGCAACAGUACGCUGGAUGCCAACCGCCGUAAAACAAUAAUAAGAAGAAGAAGACACGAUGGCUUCGGGUUUACUGAAGAGAAAGAGCAUAGCACUAAAGUCUAUCAAAAUCUUAAUUUAUUAUUUAGAAAACCUUAUGAAAAUGAAGCUGCUCUUUAUUUCGCCCUUAUUAUUCUGGUGUGUACUCGACCAUGGUGCAUCUGGUGUUGAAAUAGACGGAGUGUCGGUGAUGGAGGGAGAUUCAAUCACUCUACACACUGGUGUUGAAACAAACCAACAAGACAGAAUUAGAUGGUAUUUCAAUGACACUCGCAUCGCUCAAAUCAACAGAGAUCUCAGUAAGAUCUGUACAGAUGUUCAGUGUAAUGAAGGUACUGAGAGAUUCAGAGACAGACUGAAGCUGGAUCAUCAGACUGGAUCUCUGACCAUCAUGAACACCACAACCACAGACUCUGGACUCUAUAAACUACAGAUUAGCAGCAGCAGAUUCAACAUCAUAAAGACAUUCAGUGUUACUGUCACUGCUGUUCUAGAUUUAACUGUUGUUGCUGCUGCUGCUGCUGCUGCUGUUCUGUUGGUUGCAGCUGCUGGUUUGAUUUACUGUUGCCGCAGGAGAUCUUUACAAGCAGGAAAAAAUGGAGAAAUGAUGCAGCGCAAUGAUUCUGACCUGGAGGACCAUCAAGGUGGAGGUGGAGAAAUAUCGCCCCUUAUUCAGGCUGAGACCCCACAGACAGAUGUUGCUGACGGGCCAGUCAUCGAUGAAGUUGAGACCCUGCAGAUAAAUGUUGCUGACGGGCCAGUCAUCGAUGAAGUUGAGACCCUGCAGAUAAAUGUUGCUGACGGGCCAGUCAUCGAUGAAGUUGAGACCCUGCAGAUGGAUGUUGCUGACGGGCCAGUCAUUGAUGAAGUUGAGACCCUGCAGAUGGGUGUUGCUAAAGGUACAAUCAGUAAUCAGGCUGAGACCCCUCAGACGGGUGUUUCUAAAGGGGCACGCGUUAAUCUGGCUGAGACCCCUCAGACGGGUGUUGCUAAAGGUACAAUCGGUAAUCUGGCUGAGACCCCUCAGACGGGUGUUUCUAAAGGGAAUCUUAUGUGUGUGGUAGGGUAGAGUGGGGGAAUUGCCUAAGGCUUAAAAUGCUACAUUUAAAUGUAUAAUGCUUUUAGCUUAAAAUGAAAAAAAAAAAAUCAAUAAUUAAACAGUAAAUGUUCGAGCGUUCAUGAAUGUAAGUUAAUUUAUCUUUCUUUACCUGUCAUAUUGUGAUAAAGUUGCAGCUGCAUGUCAGAUUGUUGUCAUCAGUCCAUAUUGUAGUUCAUGUGGAGAAGUGAUGCGCGCGUGAUUUAUGUGCAUAUGUUUAACGCCAUUUAUUGUGUUGUAUUUAAUAUUAACGUAUAGAGAAGAUGUACACUGAGGUGAAUGUUUAUGUUUACUGUAUACAUACGGAUUCUGAUAUCUUAUUUAUUUCAGACUAAACCACCUCUGUUAACUUAAUGACUGUACAAUGCUGGAUAAUGUAA